Molecule: messenger RNA, 831 nt
Organism: Saccharomycodes ludwigii
Lineage: Eukaryota; Fungi; Ascomycota; Saccharomycetes; Saccharomycodales; Saccharomycodaceae
Gene: HCR1
Product: translation initiation factor eIF3 core subunit j
Exons: 1
Coding region: 1-831 (276 amino acids)
Cellular component (GO): cytoplasm; eukaryotic translation initiation factor 3 complex
Molecular function (GO): translation initiation factor activity
Source: RefSeq, a predicted model, not a curated record
AUGUCUUGGGAUAACGACGAUUUUGAAGUUCCUGUUAUUAAAGAUAACGACAAACCAAUCCUGGAAUCGUGGGAUGAUGAAUUUACUACUGCUGGUAAUGACGACGAUGCUGAAAUAUUAGAGUCAUGGGAUGCUGAAGAAAAACCAAAAACAAAACCUGCCGCUAAACAGACUCAAACGAACAACAAAAAAAAAAAUACCACCAAAAACGGAAAUGAUAAAGUCUUAUUAGAAAUCGAUACUCUAGAUGAAAAAACACGUAAAGAGUUGUUAAAAAAGGCAGAAAUAGAAAGCGAUUUAAAUAAUGCUGCUGAUUUGUUUGGUGGUUUAGGUAUAACCGACGAACAUCCAAAGGCUAGGGCAGCAAGAUUAAAAGCAGAACAAGAUUCUUUACUGUUGAAACCUGCUGGUUUUACUAAAGAUACCCCCAUUGAAUCACAUCCUUUAUUUGCUCAAGCUGAAACUAAGCAAGAUUUUGAUAACCUAAGAAAAUCUUUGAGUAAAGCAAUUACAUCAAUGAAUCAAAAAUCUCCACUAUAUUAUUCUUCUCAUUUAACUGUUGAUUUGAUCAGGGAUAUUUCUAAACCAAUGAGCAUCGAGAAUAUUAGACAGGCUGUUGCCACUUUGAAUGUUGUUAUCAAAGAAAAGGAAAGACAAGAAAGACAAGCUAGGUUGGCUAAAGUUAAAGGUGGCACUGCUACCGGUGGUGCUGGUAAAAAGAAGGCGAAAGCUGGGAACGCCAAUUUGGGUGGUGCUUUUAAGAAGGAAAAUGAUAUUGUAGUGGAUCAAUUUGAUGAUUAUGGUGAUUUUGGUGAUGAUGAUUUCAUGUGA